Loa loa (African eye worm) is the source of this 477-nucleotide messenger RNA. RefSeq lists its product as hypothetical. NCBI's taxonomy places the organism in Eukaryota, Metazoa, Nematoda, Chromadorea, Rhabditida, Onchocercidae. The annotation marks the transcript as partial. The record is from RefSeq and is a predicted model, not a curated record. The transcript has 2 exons.
AGUUCUUCAACAGGCAAUAAACUGAAUGACAGUUCUAGACGUCGCGAUACACUAUUAACACUACAGGUGAUAAUCAAUGGCAGUUAUACCGUUUGUGUGUCCACGUAUUUCAUGUUCAUAAGGCCUUACUAUGUGCCCUAUACUAAGAUAUACAACGCAGUUGAUAUUCUUCUAUGUGUAUUAUGGAAUGGGAAAAGUCCUAUCAUGCAUUUAUUCUUCAAUCGAUAUAUACGUACAAAUUUUCUUGAGGAUAUUCGGAACAGAAAAAUCUUCGCCCUGGUCCUGAAUGUACUAUUGCGCUUACGGCACAAGAUAUUUUCGCCAGCAUUCAAAACAUCUGUCAUUAGCUUGCCUCUAAAUCGAGUAGUACCGUUAAAGGCGGAUUGUGUCGACUGUGAUCAAUGUGGCCAGCGGUUUAAGCAAACUUUUGUCGUUAUGGUCACUGCAAAAGCAACCACGAACAUGCAUCAUAACUGA